Messenger RNA from Rhagoletis zephyria (snowberry fruit fly), 804 nucleotides. NCBI's taxonomy places the organism in Eukaryota, Metazoa, Arthropoda, Insecta, Diptera, Tephritidae. The record is from RefSeq and is a predicted model, not a curated record.
AUGAACCUCGGCGGCGGUGGUGGCGAUGGCAACACCUCCGACUCGGACCUGGACGGCUCUGAUGUCCUCUCCGACCUGGACGACGACUCCAGCUGCAGCUGUGGCGAGGAGCACUGUCCACCGCCGGCGAGAAGCAACACCAAAUCGCAGACGGGCAGCAGCAGCAACUCAGAGGCGGGCUCACGAACCUCUCUCUUGGCCAGCUACGACGAGAACUCGCUUCCACCGCCGCCCCAGCUGCAGCUCUAUCCGGGAUGCAAACCGAAUGCUCUUCACCUGAACAACAACAGUCAGUCCGGGAAUGUAAACAACGGCCCAGCGACCAGUGUGCCCGCGGCUGUCAACAACAAGGUGCUGGGCAACUGCAAGGUGUGCAAGCAGCAGAUCACCAGCGCCCAGGCGGAGAACUCGCUCACCUGCGCCGACUGCGGCACCACCUCCCACCCUGCCUGCCUGGACAUAAGCGGCGAGCUGCUGUCCGCCAUUCGCCUGUACCAGUGGCAGUGCAUGGACUGCAAGUCCUGCAACCAGUGCGGCAUGCCGCACGACGAGGACAAGAUGAUGUUCUGCGACAAGUGCGACCGCGGCUACCACACAUACUGCGUCGGUCUGACCACCAUCCCCGAUGGCCACUGGGUGUGCUCGCUGUGCGCCGUCUGCGCCAACUGCCGCUCGAGGAAGGCCAGCGAGACGUCCGUCAGCGUGCAGUGGCAGCACGCCCUCAUCAAGAUUCAACACGACGGCCAGACCAUCACCAGACACCAGGUCUACUGUGAGACCUGCAGUACGCUGCGCAAGAUCUAG